This is a messenger RNA of Scophthalmus maximus (turbot), 3204 nucleotides long. Its product is annotated as Carnitine O-acetyltransferase-like. Gene Ontology annotation, biological process: carnitine metabolic process, CoA-linked. The transcript is spliced from 14 exons. Bases 132 to 2063 code for a protein of 643 amino acids. Gene Ontology annotation, molecular function: carnitine O-acetyltransferase activity. Lineage: Eukaryota; Metazoa; Chordata; Actinopteri; Pleuronectiformes; Scophthalmidae. The record is from RefSeq and is a predicted model, not a curated record. Gene Ontology annotation, cellular component: peroxisome.
CGGGGGGGGCGGGGGGCUGGGCGGCUGAGAUUAGACAACCGCGCUUGUCCUUGAGACAUGACUGCCCCAGGGUCUCCCAUCCAUACUCCCGGGACAGUUAGAUAGAGACUUCCGCGCGUCCGCCUGACAACAUGUGGGGUGCACUUGUCAGAGUCGGGCGAUGGCAGAGGAGAGCGUGUGCUCAUCGAGCUCAUGUGUUCCAGCUCCGGCAUGGCGUGGUGAAGCCGUGUCGCCUGGUCAGAUCCGUGACACGGGUCCAAGAGAGAUCCCUGGUGCACCAGGAGGGUUUACCCAAACUGCCUGUGCCGCCCCUGAAGCAGACAUGUGAGCGCUACCUGGCCGCUCUGGAGCCCAUUGUCAGCGAGGAAGAGCUGGAUCACACCCGGCAGCUGGUGGAGGAGUUUCUGAAGGGUGGCGUUGGGGAAAGGCUGCAGAAAGGCCUGGAGCGACGGGCACGCAAGACAGACAACUGGCUGUCAGAAUGGUGGAUGCAGUCAGCCUAUCUAGACUGCCGUAUGCCGGUGGCGGUCUACACCAGCCCUGGGGUUGUGCUGCCACGCAUGCACUUCCACGAUCGCCAAGGACAGAUGAGAUUUGCUGCCAAACUGAUCGCAGGAGUUCUGGACUUUAAAAAGAUGAUUGACACUGAGACCCUGCCUGUGGAGUAUCUGAGUGGGAAGCCGCUGUGUAUGGAUCAGUAUUACCAGAUUUUGUCUUCCUGUCGUAUCCCCGGUCCAAAGAGAGACACCAUUGUCAAUCACACUGUCGGGAAAACGCAUCCCACUCACAUCACCGUGGUCCACAACUUCCAGUUCUUUGUCUUGGAUGUGUACAACAGCGAUGGCACGCGCCUGACGGUGGACCAGAUGUACAUGCAGUUGGAAAAGAUCUGGAACUCUUCUUUGCAGACCAACAAGGAGCCGAUUGGCAUCCUUACAUCACAGCACCGCAACACCUGGGGAAAAGCCUACAACAACCUGAUGAAGGAUAAGACAAAUAAGGAGUCGGUGCGUGCCAUCCAGAAAAGUAUCUUCACAGUUUGCUUGGACGCCCCAAUGCCACGCGUGUCAGACGAGCUGUACCAGAGUCGCGUGGCGGCCCAGAUGCUACACGGAGGAGGAGCUCGCUGGAACAGCGGCAACCGCUGGUUUGAUAAGACGUUACAGUUCAUUGUCGGUGAGGACGGUACAUGUGGACUGGUGUAUGAACAUGCACCUGCCGAGGGUCCACCCAUCGUGUUCCUCGUGGAUUAUGUUGUUAAAUACAUGCAGAAAUCUGAAAUAGUCCGCUCCCCAAUGGUUCCUCUGCAGAUGCCUCAGAAACUACGUUUUAACAUUACACCUGAGGUCAAGAGAGACAUUGAGAGAGCCAAACAAAAUAUGAACAUAAUGGUGCAUGACUUGGAUGUUAAGGUGCUUAUGUUUGGUCAUUUUGGAAAAAAUGUGCCAAAGCAACAUAAGCUGAGUCCAGACGCUUUUGUGCAAUUGGCUCUUCAGCUUGCCUACUUCAGGAGGUAUAAUAUUUGCUGCGCUACGUAUGAGAGUGCAUCGUUACGAAUGUUUAAAUAUGGGCGAACAGAUGCCAUCCGCUCAAAUACUGUAGACUCGCUAACAUUCGUCCAGGCAAUGCAAGACCCAGCCAAACAGAACACAGAGAGGCUGGCGCUGUUGCAAAGGGCCGUUCAGACGCACAAGGACAACAUGUACAAUGCUAUUUAUGGACAAGCGAUCGACAGACACCUCCUUGGGCUGAAGAUGCAGGGUAUCGAAGAUCUGACCUCUAUGCCCGAGAUAUUCAUGGACACAUCUUUUGCUGUGGCGCAGCAUUUUAAUCUCUCAACCAGCCAGGUCGGCGCCAAGACAGACUGUGUGAUGUGCUUUGGUCCAAUGGUGCCAGAUGGCUAUGGAGUGUGUUACAAUCCCAUGGAUGAGCACAUCAACAUCGCCAUCACAGCCUUCAACAGCUGUGAGGAGACAAACGCUGCCAAGUUUGCCCGGGCUGUAGAGGGGGCUCUGUUGGACAUGAGAGCUCUCCUGGAAGACACGGCUAAAGCCGAGCAGUGAUCCCGCACAGGAGGCUGCCUUGGCGUUCGUGUCCCACUGCGCCGUAUGGGAGCUGGAACUGAACCGGUGCCGGAGUCGCUGGCGGACCGCCACGCCAGCAUCGACGCACAAUACACUGAGUGUGCUGGGGCUGAAGGAGGAAUGUGUCGCUGUUAAUGCACUGCCUUUGAAAUGAGAAGUAAAGCUCAAUCAUGGGAAUUCUAUAUUUUAAUAUAUUGUGUUAUAUGAAACCAUCAACAAUAAUUAGCUUCUGUAAAAGCAUAAAUAUUCUUUGUUUGUUUGUACUAAGCCAGUUCCUGGUGCCGUUCCCAGAAUGACACUGCCUCACUUGACUGUUGAGUGCUUUGGUUUGUAUAGCAUUUAUUUCAUGUGAAAUGUAGCACAUAACUAUGAAAAUCAAGUUUUAAAGGGUCUUGGUUUCUACUCAGUCUUUCUACUCAAUAGAAUAGAAUUGAAUGGCUGUAAAAAAUAAAAAAAAAAAGUCCUUAAACUAUAGAAAUGCGAAACAUGAAAAUGAAACCUCCUCAAGGUAGUUAUAUAUCAACGAGUCACAAAUGAAUAUUCAGCUCUGAAGCUUCCUCUUGAAUGCAGGUAGUCUCCAUGAAACUCAAUCUCGGCCAUAUUUCCGGAGGAUUGCCAUAGAAACAGAUGUUGGCCUUUAAAUACAGAGGUCUUUAACAUGUCCAUGUCCCGGAUCUAGACCAAGAAAAAAAAGAUUUAUUUUAGUAUAAUAGUUAUUACACUUGCACUUUUUUAGCCCCAAUCCAGUGUGCAGCAUACUGAAACAACAACACAAGUUUAAAAGCUGGCCCGCACCAUAAUGUAUGUGGACUGGGAGUUGGUGGCGUUGAAUCUUAUGUGUAUCGCUUGGACUCUGAUCUUCACUGAGGGAGGUGCAUUGAUGAGUACCCGACAGGUGUGGUUAGUGUGGGACGUUGUUGGGUUGUCAAAGUCGCCGCUGGGGGAAAACAACUGAACGUCACAAUCUGUGGGGCAAAGACAAGGUAUAUUUAAUCUUUGGUUAAUGCAUCGGUGUGAACAAAAUGCAUUUGAACACCUUUAUGGACAAAUACAGUCCAAUGUAAUGACUUGAGUGAAUCAUUUGUGGAGGUCAUAAAAAUGAACAUCUGUUAAAACUGCA